AUGCCCCGCAACCACGGCGGCGGGGAGGAGGGCGGCUCCGCGGGGCUCUGGGUGAAGAGCGGCGCGGCGGCGGGCAUGAAGGAUGUAGAGUCGGGCCGGGGCAGGGCGCUGGCGAGCGCGGCGGCCCGCGGCGACGGCCUGCUGCUUCUGGGUACCGGCGGCGCGGCCGCCCCCGCCGGGCUGCGGGAGGGCCGCCGCGGGAAGCACGGAGCCCGCAUGAGCCUGCUGGGGAAGCCGCUGUCGUACAGCAGCGGGCCGAGCUGCCGCCGGAACGCCAAGUACCGCCGGCUGCAGAACUACCUGUACAACGUGCUGGAACGGCCCCGCGGAUGGGCCUUCAUCUACCACGCCUUCGUUUUUCUCCUUGUGUUUGGUUGCUUGAUUUUGUCCGUGUUUUCUACUAUUCCUGAACACACAAAACUAGCUUCUGGUUGUCUCUUCAUUUUGGAAUUUGUCAUGAUUGUUGUCUUUGGUUUGGAAUUUAUUAUUCGUAUCUGGUCUGCUGGAUGCUGCUGUCGGUACCGAGGAUGGCAGGGAAGACUGCGCUUUGCAAGGAAACCAUUCUGUGUCAUAGACAUCAUUGUUCUCAUCGCUUCAAUAGCAGUUGUUUCUGCAAAAACUCAGGGUAACAUUUUUGCAACAUCAGCACUGAGAAGUCUUCGUUUCCUACAGAUCCUUCGUAUGGUGCGCAUGGACCGAAGAGGAGGCACUUGGAAAUUAUUAGGUUCAGUAGUUUAUGCCCAUAGCAAGGAAUUAAUCACAGCCUGGUACAUAGGAUUUUUAGUACUCAUCUUUUCAUCUUUCCUGGUUUAUCUGGUGGAAAAAGAUGCAAAUAACCAGUUCUCCACAUAUGCAGAUGCUCUCUGGUGGGGCACGAUCACUUUGACAACCAUUGGCUACGGAGACAAAACUCCUCUAACUUGGCUUGGAAGGUUGCUUUCUGCAGGAUUUGCUCUGCUUGGCAUUUCUUUCUUUGCACUACCUGCUGGCAUCCUUGGCUCAGGAUUUGCAUUAAAAGUGCAGGAACAGCAUCGUCAGAAACACUUUGAGAAAAGAAGGAAUCCAGCUGCCAGUCUAAUUCAGUGUGUAUGGCGUAGUUAUGCGGCUGAUGAGAAAUCGGUUUCCAUUGCUACCUGGAAGCCUCAUUUGAAGGCCUUACAUACCUGCAGCCCUACAAAAAAAGAACAAGGGGAAGCUUCUACCAGUAAGCUUUGUAGUAAUACAGAGAAGCUCUUCAGGAUGCACAUCCCUCGGAGACAUAGCCAAAAGCUGAGUUUUAAGGAGCGGGUCCGGAUGGCCAGCCCCCGAGGGCAGAGUAUAAAGAACAGGCAGUCUUCAGUCGGAGAUCGCAGGUCACCCAGUGCUGACAUUGCCACCGAGAGCAGCCCAACCAAAGUCCAGAAGAGCUGGAGCUUCAAUGACCGGACCCGAUUCAGGCCUUCCUUGAGGCUGAAGAGCUCACAACCCAAGCCUGUAGUCGAUGCUGACACCAGCCUUGGAACAGAUGACGUUUAUGAUGAUAAAGGGUGCCAGUGUGAUGUGUCAGUAGAAGAUCUCACCCCUGCUCUUAAAACUGUCAUCAGAGCAAUCAGAAUUAUGAAAUUUCAUGUUGCAAAGAGAAAGUUUAAGGAAACACUUCGUCCAUAUGAUGUUAAAGACGUCAUUGAACAGUAUUCAGCAGGCCAUCUAGACAUGUUAUGCAGGAUUAAGAGUCUUCAGUCACGUGUUGACCAAAUUCUUGGGAAAGGACAAAUCACAGCAGAUAAAAGAAGCAGAGAAAAGAAUCCUGCAGAGAAUGAGACAACUGAUGACCUCAGUAUGUUAGGGCGUGUAGUCAAGGUGGAGAAACAGGUACAAUCCAUUGAGUCAAAACUGGACUGUCUGUUAGAUAUUUAUCAACAAGUCUUGAGAAAAGGAUCUGCAUCUGCGCUCACUCUGGCUUCCCUUCAAAUGCCAGCCUUUGAGUGUGAGCAGACUUCUGAUUACCAGAGCCCAUCAGACAGCAAAGAUUCGUCUAAUUCAGCACAAAUCAGUGGGUGUGUAUCCAGAUCAGCUAGUGCCAAUCUGCCUCGUGGCCUACAGCUUAUACUGACACCAAAUGAAUUUAGCACUCAGGCUUACUAUGCUUUUAGUCCAGCUUUGCAUAGUCAAGCAACGCAAGUGCCAAACGAUGGACCUGCAGCAGUUAACAAUUCAUCAAACCAAAUAAACCAGGCAAUGAAGCCACCAACUCCAACAACAUUACAAAUACCACCUUUCUCAUCAAUGAAGCAUAUCAGUAGGCCUGAGCCCGUUCAUAUUAUUCCUGUGACCACACAGGAAAAUAUUUCUGAUGUCACCGCUUGCCUUGUUGCAUCAAAGGAUAAUGGACAAGUUGCACAGCCCAGUGCAACAAAGGAUCUCACGUGGAGAAAAAGUCUGGAUACAGAAGGGGAACCUUUGCUCUCAGUCAAACCUGUGGUGCAAAUGGACUUAGGAAAAUCUUUAUCUGUACAAAACCUUAUACAAUCAACAGAAGAACUGAAUGUACAGAUUGCUGGCAGUGACUCCAGUGGUUCCAGAGGCAGCCAAGAGGUAUACUCCAAAUGGAGGGAGUCAAAAUUAUUUAUAACUGAUGAAGAGUUGGAAACAGAGGCAGAAACAGAGACUACUGAAGCCAUCUCACGCCCAUUAGUGGAAACAACUCUCUCUGCUGACUCUCUAAGGACUGGAAUAUCAAGAUCAUCUCAAAACAUUUGCAAGCCAGGGGAUGGUACAGAAGCACUCAAUCUGCUCCAUGUCAAACUUAAAUAACAGCUUGUGGGCUUUCUUCGUUGGCUGGGUCAUUCCUCUAGUCAUACAUAUCAUAGCAUGAACUGUUUUGAAAGCCUUUUUAAUACGAUAAAAUCCCGAAAAUCAGGAUGAAUCUGAAAAGCAGUUGAAUGAGCCCAUAUCUCCUAGUUGCAUGAAAAUGCAUGUUUCAGUGAUGGCUAACAUUCAAAUUUACACCUACAGUACAACAGCCUUUCAUGUAGUACAGUAGGUUUAAAUGAUGAGUUGCCUACAAAGCUAAUGCUGCAGGAUGUAUCAAAAAGCAAAGAUCUGAGCAUUUAGACCUAGUGCUGUUUCUACAGGGCAGAAGUAACAAUUGUUAAGGUUAAAAAGCACUUUGCUUCUGAACUAAUUAAAUAUAUAUAUAUAAUGUCCUGAUUUAGAUGAUAGUUUAUGUUUACAACAAAAAAAUUCUCUACAGCUGCUAGCAAGGUACCAAGGAAACCAGUAAUAUGGGAUUAGGAAUUGCUGUCAGUUGAAAGAUACACACAUUAGCUCAUCAGUAAUCAGGUAUUUUUAACUCUGAAAAGCAGUAUGUUCGUAAUUGGUGAAUUAGUGCUGUGGCAAAAGUACCUGACACACCACUCUCAUGUUGUUCUUUAUGACAAGAACAUUAUUUUGCUACAAGAAGUUUGUAUUUUAAGGAUGGGGGCUGGCUUCAGGAGUAGAUAGAUAACCUGGGUGACUGCACUAAAAAUUCAGGGGAAUCUCUCCUUCCAGUCUCGUUGAGGAGCUAUCUUGUGAAUCUCAAACAUUUUGGCAGCAGUAGGUGAGGGAAGGAAGCAGAAACUGCCUUUAUUCUAAAAGCAGUAUUUCCUUCUCGGGAACUGUAGGCAAUUUUCCUCAAAGUCCCAA
Molecule: messenger RNA, 3666 nt
Organism: Calypte anna (Anna's hummingbird)
Lineage: Eukaryota; Metazoa; Chordata; Aves; Apodiformes; Trochilidae
Gene: KCNQ5
Product: potassium voltage-gated channel subfamily Q member 5
Exons: 15
Coding region: 1-2793 (930 amino acids)
Biological process (GO): transmembrane transport; potassium ion transport
Cellular component (GO): membrane
Molecular function (GO): voltage-gated potassium channel activity
Source: RefSeq, a predicted model, not a curated record